AUGGUGUCUCUGACCAAGAUCAAUGGUGUCUCUGAAGAUGCCAUCAAGCUGAGACUCUUCCUUAUGUCUCUAGCUGACAAGGCUCACCAAUGGGAGAAGAGCCUGCCCCAUGGCACAAUCACCACUUGGGAUGAAUGCAAGAAGGCGUUUCUUGCUAAGUUUUUCUCCACCGGCCGCACAGCCAAGCUAAGGAGUGAGAUAUCAAGCUUCAUUCAGAGAAACAAUGAAACUUUUGCUGAAGCUUGGGAGAGAUUCAAGGGCUACACAAGUCAGUGCCCCCAUCAUGGUUUCAACAAUGAAUCAUUGCUCUCUACUCUCUAUAGAGGAUGCUUGGCAAGGUAUAGAGAGAUGUUAGACACAGCCAGCAAUGGGAACUUCCUCAAUCAAGAUGUGGAAGAUGGCUGGCAGCUUGUGGAAAACAUUGCAAACUCCAAUGGAAGUUAUGGAGAAGAGUAUGAUCGCACCAACCGGAGCUCGACCCACAACUCGAUCGAGUCCGAUGAGAAAUUGAGAAAAGAUGUCAAAUCGUUGAAUGAGAAAUUGGCUGAUAUCAACUCCAAGAUUGAGAAUCUCAACACAAGAGUGUACUCUCUGGAGAAUCAUGCUUCUUCUGUUGCUGCUGCUACAAAGCAAGGACAACUACCUGGUAAAGCUAUUCAGAACCCCAAGGAACAGUGCAAGGUCAUCUUCACUCAAGAAGGACUUGUUGAAGAAGAGGAUCAAGAGAGAGUCAUGGAAGAGUUUUGUUUGCUGAAUGAUGAAGAGAUUGUUGCUGCUGAGGCUCCUGGAGUCCAGAUUGAUCAACCAGAAGUGCACCUACUGUGGCCAUUCACACUUCACCAGUUGAGCUCGCACAACAAGCUCGAUCGGCAGCUCGAUCGAGUCGACUCUAGCUCGAUCGAGUCCGACUCAUCUCAAACCGAUUUUGCUUGA
Molecule: messenger RNA, 933 nt
Organism: Microthlaspi erraticum
Lineage: Eukaryota; Viridiplantae; Streptophyta; Magnoliopsida; Brassicales; Brassicaceae
Source: the annotation of a GenBank genome assembly